This is a messenger RNA of Pristis pectinata (smalltooth sawfish), 2956 nucleotides long. Its product is annotated as neurofilament medium polypeptide-like. Gene Ontology annotation, biological process: neurofilament bundle assembly. NCBI's taxonomy places the organism in Eukaryota, Metazoa, Chordata, Chondrichthyes, Rhinopristiformes, Pristidae. Gene Ontology annotation, cellular component: cytoplasm; intermediate filament; postsynaptic intermediate filament cytoskeleton. The record is from RefSeq and is a predicted model, not a curated record. The transcript is spliced from 3 exons. Gene Ontology annotation, molecular function: structural constituent of cytoskeleton. Bases 30 to 2423 code for a protein of 797 amino acids.
AACAGUUUCACCGGCAGCCUCUUCUCAAGAUGAGCUACAUCCUAGAGACGGUCGGUAACCCUGCCUCCUACCGGAGAGUGGAAACAAGGAGCUUCAGCAGCCGAGCCAGUGCCUCGCCGUCCAGCGGCUUCCGAUCUCAGUCGUGGUCGCGGGUUAGCCCGAACACGGCGGCGUCUUCCUCCGCCUCGACCUUCCGGCGCAUCGCCAGCGUCCACGCUCCCCGGGCUUACAGCUCCUCCGACAGCCUUGAUUUCAGCCAGAGCAGCGCCCUGAACGGAGAUUACAAAGCCAUCCGCAGCAAUGAGAAGGAACUGCUGCAAGGGCUCAACGACCGGUUUGCCGGCUACAUCGAUAAGGUGCAUUACUUGGAACAGCAGAACAAGGAGCUGGAAGUCGAGAUCCAAGCGCACCGGCAGAAGCAGGUGUCCCACGGCCAGCUGGGCGACGUGUACGACCAGGAGAUCAGGGAGCUGAGGUCCCUCAUCGAGCAGAUGAACCACGAGAAAGCCCAGAUCCAACUGGACGCCGCGCACUUGGACGAGGACUUGCAACGCCUCAAGGACCGCUUCGACGAGGAGGCGCGCCUGAGGGACGAGACCGAAGCCACCAUCCGUGUGUUGAAGAAGGAAACGGAUGACGCGGGGCUGCUGAAGGUGGAGAUGGAGAAGAAGGCGCAAUCCCUGCAGGACGAGGUGGCUUUUCUCCGCAGCAACCACGAGGAAGAGGUGGCUGAUCUCUUCGCCCAGAUCCAAGCCUCUCAGGUCACCGUGGAGAAGAAGGACUUCCUCAAGACCGACAUCACCUCGGCCCUGAAGGAGAUCCGUUCGCAGCUCGAGGGCCACUCGGCCAAGAACAUGCAGCAGGCCGAGGAGUGGUUCAAGUGCCGCUACGUCAAGCUCAACGAGGCGGCCGAGAUGAACAAGGAUGCUAUCCGGGCGGCCCGGGAAGAGAUCAGCGAGUAUCGACGCCAACUCCAGUCCAAGAGCAUCGAGCUGGAGUCGGUGAGGAGCACCAAGGAGUCCCUGGAGAGGCAACUCAAUGACAUCGAGGACCGGCACAACGCGGACGUGUCAAACUACCAGGAAACAGUCCAGCAGCUGGAGAACGAGCUCCGAGGUACGAAAUGGGAGAUGGCGCGUCACUUGAGGGAAUAUCAGGACCUACUGAAUGUUAAGAUGGCUCUCGACAUUGAGAUCGCUGCCUACAGAAAGCUCCUGGAAGGCGAGGAAUCGAGGUAUACUUUCGCCGGGAGUGUUACUGGCCCAUCCAUCCCCUACAGAUCCCCGCCCACACCCACGCCCCCCGUAAAAGUGCAGAAGACGAAAGAAGCGCCGAAACUGAAAGUCCAGCAUAAAUUCGUGGAAGAGAUCAUCGAAGAAACGAAAGUGGAGGACGAGAAAGCGGAGAUGGGCGAGCUUGACUUGGCCGAGGCGGUGGAAGAAGUUGCGGCUGGAAAGACCCCAGAGGAAGAGGGAGAAGCCGAGGAGGUGGUAGAGGAGGCCGUUGUUUCCACAGUAAAGACUGAGGUUCAGGCAGAGCCGGAGGGAGAGGGUGAGGAGGGGGCAGAAGAAGUGGAAGGGAAGGAAGAAGGUGAGGAGGAGGAAAAGAAGGAGGAGGCUGAGGGUGAGGUUGAGGAGAAGGGAGAAGAGAAAGCUGAGGAGGGCGAGGCGGAGGGUGAAGCCGGAGGAGAAGAGGCGGAGGCUGUGGGGGAAAAGGUGGAAACUGCGAAGCUGGAGGAAUCCAAGGCUCUUCCGGGAAAGGAUGAGGCCAAGGAAGAAGGGGAAGAGGAUAAGGAAGGACAAGCCAGCGCAGAGGCCGAUAAAGAAAGCACCGGAGACGCCGUUAAUGGAAGUCAGGAAGACUUGAAGAAAGAGGAGCAAAAGGCGGAAGAGAAGGUAGCUGGCGAGAAGACCCCAGAAGAGAAGUUAUCGCCGAAGGAAGAGAAGUUAUCGCCGAAGGAAGAGAAGUUAUCGCCAAAGGAAGAGAAACUAUCGCCGAAGGAAGAGAAACCACAGCAGGAAGAGCAAAAGGUAGAAGUCGAGGAGAAGAAAGAGGAGGCACAGUCGAAAGAUGAAGGCACGGUCGUCAAUGGCGAGCCCGAGGAGAAAGCACCAGACUCGGAUAUCAAGGGGGAAGAAACCCAGAUAAUCUCCAACGGGGUUGACAAAAGCCCCGCCAAGGACGACGCCUUUGACUUGGACAUUCUCCGCACGAAGACAGGAACAAAGACUAUCCAUAAAAUCGUGGAUGAAAGCGACGGGUCCACAAAACACAUCAAAGAAAUAACCAAAUCUGUGACGGUAACCCGGACGGACGCAGAGGUCGAGGAGGUGGAAGAGGUCGUCCAAGAGACGAUAGUGUCCACUAAGACGGUCGAGAAGACCUCACACUCGGUGCUAAAGAAGGAACAGGACAGCGAAUAAGCGGGGCCUCAUGAGGCGAAGGGAUGCCCGACAGCUAAAGAUGCAUGGGUGUGAUAGCAUAUAUGGCCUCGAGCAGAGUGGGUUUUCCCGUGAGGGACUUCAGACAUCCCGUCUUUUCCUUUGUGCAAUAGAAGAAACUGCAUGCAAGUUAACAAUGUGCCUCCACAGUGCGGGAAACUAAGGAACACCGAAAGAACAAUCACAACACAGCUGCGAAGCAAAAUGCAUGGAAGAAGUCUUCACCGAAUUGUGAUUCACCACACGUGACCAAGAGAGGUUCUCUCGAUCUGUUGGAGGGGCGCUUUUGAGAAAGUCUAAAGAUGUAUUAUGCAAAGAAUAAACUGAGCCAAAACGUAAAAAAAAAUCCUUAGCCUUAAACAGCUCAUAAUGAUUAAUAUAUGGUUACCUCACGAGUGCUAUUAAAAUGGACUCUAUUGGUGGGAGGGAGGGUCUAGUGAUCAUUCACCGAUAUGCCACAGUUUAUCACCCCAUGUGACACCACUGCAGUAUUUGCUGAAUAAAAGACAUAUUAC